Brassica oleracea var. oleracea is the source of this 1152-nucleotide messenger RNA. Its product is annotated as probable 3-beta-hydroxysteroid-Delta(8),Delta(7)-isomerase. Lineage: Eukaryota; Viridiplantae; Streptophyta; Magnoliopsida; Brassicales; Brassicaceae. The transcript is spliced from 6 exons. Bases 288 to 950 code for a protein of 220 amino acids. The record is from RefSeq and is a predicted model, not a curated record. Gene Ontology annotation, cellular component: membrane; endoplasmic reticulum. Gene Ontology annotation, molecular function: steroid Delta-isomerase activity; C-8 sterol isomerase activity; cholestenol delta-isomerase activity. Gene Ontology annotation, biological process: sterol biosynthetic process.
GAUCGUAAACCGGACCGCUAAACCGUCCCAGCAAAUAGCACGCGUAAUGCCAUGGGGUUCAUAGAAAGAUAAGAGGACGACAGUGAACAGUGAAGAGUUCGUGGAUCGCAGAGAAACACAGAAACAAGCAAACGAAAUUGUGGUAGAUUGAGCGCCCUGUUUCAAAAUCUGCAACUAUAAUUGAGGUAAAAUAAUAAAAUAACUUGUUUUGUUGAGAAAAGAAAAUAAGUACAAGUUGGCGGAACAAAAGAAAAACGAGAGGGACACACUCGUGAAAGAAAGAGAAAAUGGAGGAAGCAGCGGCGCAUCCUUACGUUCCCAGGGAUCUGAAACUGCCUGGAUACGUUCCCAUCACCAUGUCAAUGUCAAGUAUCCUCGCAGUCUACCUCGGUGCUUCCCUCUUUGUCGUCACUUUCGUCUGGUUUCUACUCGGGAGGAAGAAAGCGCAUCUUGACAGAUUGCUAAUGUGCUGGUGGGCUUUCACGGGUCUCACUCACAUGGUUCUUGAGGGCUAUUUCGUUUUCUCCCCUGAGUUUUUCAAGGACAACACUUCUUGUUAUCUCGCUGAAGUUUGGAAAGAAUACAGCAAAGGUGAUUCGAGAUACGCAGGCAGAGAUUCUGCAGUUAUAGCUGUUGAAGGCAUCACUGCUGUUAUUGAAGGCCCUGCUUGUCUUCUUGCUGUAUAUGCUAUUGCCAAGGGGAAGUCGUACAGCUACGUGCUUCAGCUUGCGAUCUCGCUAGGCCAGCUCUACGGAUGUCUUGUCUAUUUCAUUACUGCUUUCUUGGAAGGAGACAACUUUGCAACAAACUCCUUCUACUAUUACUCCUACUACGUUGGGGCUAAUGGAUGGUGGGUUUUGAUACCUUUGCUCAUUUCUUACCGUUGCUGGAACAAGAUUUGUGAAAGUGCCAGUGGUGUGGAGACAAAGAUUAAGAAGAAAAUCCGUUAGAAAAUGCAAACUCUUUACAAGAUUCUAGUCUAUGGUCUCUUUUGUUGCUUGGAUGUUUUUGCUUGUUUUCUGCAAAGGUUUUUCUUUUAGCAGAGUUUGUUUUCUGCAAUGAGUUGUUUCCUCAUUACUUGAUAACAUCAUUAGACUGUUGUUCACCUUUGGCAAUUGAAUUUGGUUUCAUGUUUAUUGAUUGAUGUAACAA